AUGAGGCCCGACAACCACAGUGCCAACACUGACUUCAUCCUCCUGGGACUCUUCUCCUCUUCCCACUCCAGUGUGGUCUUCUUCUCCUUCCUGUUUGGCCUUUUCAUUGUGACCCUAACAGAAAACGCCCUCAUGAUCCUGCUCAUCCGCAGGGACCCGCGCCUCCACACCCCCAUGUACUUCCUGCUCAGCCACCUGUCCUUCAUGGACAUCCUGCACAUUUCCAACAUCGUUCCCAAGGUGAUCGCCGACUUCCUGACAGGCCGCAGAGCUAUUUCCUUUGCAGGCUGUGGGAUCCAGGUAUUUCUGUCCCUCACGCUGCUGGGUGGUGAGUGCCUCCUCCUGGCUGCCAUGUCUUGUGACCGCUAUGUGGCCAUCUGCCACCCCCUGCGCUACCCAGUGAUCAUGAGCGAGAGGGUCAGUGUGCUCAUGGCUGCAGGGUGCUGGCUGGUUGGGACCCUCAACGCCAUGGUGCACACAGGGCUGGUACUGCACUUACCCUUCUGUCGCUCUAGAGUGAUUGAUCACUAUUUCUGUGAAAUUCCUGCCAUGUUGAAGCUGUCCUGUGCAGACACCUCAAGCUAUGAACGAGGGGUUGAUGUGAGCGCCAUCCUAUUUCUGCUGAUCCCUCUCUCCAUGAUCUGUGCAUCUUAUGUGCAAAUUCUUCUCACUGUCCUCAGGAUGAAGUCAUCAGAGGCCCGGAAGAAGUCCUAUUCCACCUGUUCCUUCCACAUGGUUGUGGUCAUAAUGUACUAUGGGCCCUUUAUUUUCACAUAUAUGAGACCCAAGUCAUACCACACUCCAGGCCAGGAUAAGUUCUUGGCUAUAUUCUACACCAUCGUCACGCCCACGCUCAACCCUGUCAUCUACAGCUUCCGGAACAAAGAUGUCUUGACGGCCAUGAAAAACGUGCUCAGAAGUAGCUUCCCAUAUAGAAAAUGA
Messenger RNA from Marmota flaviventris (yellow-bellied marmot), 942 nucleotides. RefSeq names its product olfactory receptor 2AJ1-like. Gene Ontology annotation, biological process: G protein-coupled receptor signaling pathway. The record is from RefSeq and is a predicted model, not a curated record. Gene Ontology annotation, cellular component: membrane. Gene Ontology annotation, molecular function: olfactory receptor activity; G protein-coupled receptor activity. NCBI's taxonomy places the organism in Eukaryota, Metazoa, Chordata, Mammalia, Rodentia, Sciuridae.